AUGAGAAAGGUCUUUGCGAGAGGUGAUGCUGCUUAUGUAGCCUCUAAUGCUGUAAUAUAUCGAGGUUUUGUUUUCUUCAGAACGACUUUGAGGAAAUUGAAGGAGUACGAAAAAAAUGUGAUGCAUUCAAACAGUGUUAAUGAAGUGAUCCAAAGGCGCCAUUAUGUUUUGAAAAGGACUGCAAAUCUUAAUUUUUGUAAUAUUACGGAGAAUACACUGGCUGACACUCCUUCAGGUUACAUUCAGGAUCCUGCUAAUCGUCCAAAGAAGAUGGUAACUUACAAGAAAACAACACAGGAGGGGCAGACAGCUCUAGAAGAGAUGGAACGUGAGUAUGAGUUGAUGCACCGUGAAGAAUUGCUAUACAAUAGCCACACAACCAUUGUCAUACAAAAAUGGAAGGAAAUCGUUUUGCAGAUCAGUAGUACAUAA
Messenger RNA from Trypanosoma rangeli, 432 nucleotides. RefSeq lists its product as uncharacterized. The record is from RefSeq and is a predicted model, not a curated record. Bases 1 to 432 code for a protein of 143 amino acids. The transcript has a single exon. NCBI's taxonomy places the organism in Eukaryota, Euglenozoa, Kinetoplastea, Trypanosomatida, Trypanosomatidae.